AUGGACGCACAGCUCUUGGAUGAGGUUGCCGACAGGUUCAACGCGUACCUUGAAGCCGUUCCGGCCGGAUUUCCUCAGUCUAUACUCGCUGCGGCAGCUGUUAUCCUCAGUAUAUUCCUCCUGCGACUGGCGCAGAGCUGGAAUGAAGACCAGGCUAUCGCAUACACCGUACCGCCGCCGAAGAUUCCGGAUGAGCACUCCAUUGUCGAGGAGACUAACGUCAAGAUCUCCGGCACGACUGCAAUCCAAUGUUACGCCCCGGCCACGGGGCAAUUCCUCGGCUUCAUCAACCCCUCCACCCCUGCCUCCAUUGACCGCGCCGUCGACGCUGCCCACGCAGCGCAGAGGAAAUGGAAAAAGACGACAUUUCGCGAGCGUUGUCAGGUGCUACGCACGAUGCUGCAGCACGUUCUCGAUAACCAGGAAAAUAUCUGCCGCGCCGCCUGUCUCGACUCUGGCAAGACCAUGGUGGAUGCUCAGCUGGGCGAGAUCCUUGUGACUGUUGAGAAGCUCACGUGGACGCUUAAACACGGCGAGAAGGCCCUUCGCCCCAGCCCGCGGCCUACGAACCUACUCAUGGCAUACAAGCGGAAUGAAGUGCGGUACGAGCCACUUGGUGUUGUCGGUGCUCUGGUCAGCUGGAAUUACCCGUUCCACAACCUCGUCGGGCCCAUCAUCUCGAGCAUCUUUGCUGGAAAUGGUGUGCUGGUCAAGGUCUCUGAGCAAACAGCUUGGAGCUCCCAGUACUUUACCAGCAUAGCGAGAGGGGCUCUUAUCGCUCACGGGCACGACCCCGCCCUGAUUCAGACAGUUGUGUGUUGGCCACAGACGGCGAACCACAUUACUUCCCAUCCCAGGAUAUCUCACUUGACUUUCAUCGGUUCCCGCCCCGUGUGCCUCAAGGUAGCUGCCUCGGCCGCCAAGUCGCUCACACCUCUGAUCGCGGAACUGGGCGGCAAGGAUCCUUCCAUCGUCCUCGACUCCGCCGCGAAGGAUUUGAAGCGUAUCGUUGAAAUCCUCAUGCGGGGCACGUUCCAAGCUUCCGGACAAAACUGUAUUGGAAUUGAGCGUAUCAUUGCUACGCCGAAGCUUUACGAUCAGCUCGUUGCCACCCUGGCGCCAAAGGUCCAGAAUCUUCGGCAGGGACCAACUGCAGAUGUCGGCGCCAUGAUCUCGGAUGCUGCUUUUGACCGCCUUGAGUCCCUAGUUGAUAAGGCAGUCGAGCAGGGAGCCCGUUUGCUCGCCGGUGGCAAACGGUACAUCCACCCAGAGCACCCCAAGGGCCACUACUUUGUCCCGACCCUCCUUGUCGACGUUACCCCUGAAAUGGAGAUCGCGAACGAAGAGUGCUUCGGGCCCGUCAUGACCAUCAUGCGCGCUCCCGGCCCUGACGCAAACUCUGUUUUGUCAGUGGCUAAUUCGCCAGAAUUCGGCCUCGGUGCCUCCAUCUUCGGCGGUGAUAACGAUCCCGUCCUCCGCGCCGUCGUCGACGGUCUCAACACCGGCAUGGUAGCCAUCAAUGACUUUGGCGCAACCUACGCCGUCCAGCUGCCUUUCGGUGGCGUGGGCGGGUCCGGCUACGGUCGGUUCGCCGGUGAAGAAGGUCUUAGAGGCCUCUGCAACAUCAAGAGCAUUUGUGUCGACCGCUUCGGCUGGUUGGGCGUCCGCACUGCCAUUCCCACGCCUGUCAAGUAUCCCGUGCCGGACCAGGAGCGCAGCUGGCGUUUUACUCGAGGUGUCGUGGGCGUGGGUUAUGCGCAGAGUUUGGCGGGCAAGCUCAAGGGCAUCCUCGAUAUUAUGAGGAAUGCUUAA
Molecule: messenger RNA, 1812 nt
Organism: Colletotrichum orchidophilum
Lineage: Eukaryota; Fungi; Ascomycota; Sordariomycetes; Glomerellales; Glomerellaceae
Product: aldehyde dehydrogenase
Exons: 3
Coding region: 1-1812 (603 amino acids)
Molecular function (GO): aldehyde dehydrogenase (NAD+) activity
Source: RefSeq, a predicted model, not a curated record